AUGGCGCAAAGCCUAGACCAGCUUAUUGAUUUUCUGCUUGAAGAAAUUGCGCUCGGUGGUGAUCAAGGUGUGACUAUUACAGAUGUUGCUCGCUACGCAAAUCGUUUUUAUGCCCCACCUCAACCACCAUUAACAUCGACAUCAACCACUUCCAAUCACAAAGUCGACAAGCAAUUCAUAGCGAAGAUCUGGCAAUGGCUGACAAGACAUGAGGACGUUAUCGUUCUCGGAAACGAGGACUACGGCGCCUUGUCACUCGCUGAACUAGAGAAUCGGUUUCCAAACAUCCUUGCUGAAAUACCAGAUUCAUCAUCCCAGCCUCAACUACAACAAGGAGAUGAUCCAUUCCCUCCAGCGACUAUUUCUGCUGAAGAGGCUUCUGAUUCUAAAGACGAACCAAGGAUUAGCGUCACGUUGACACGCAUCUAUCAUGCAAUCUGCGGUCACGGUCCCGAUCCUAGCAAAGUCCCUACAACCGAAUUUGCCCUGCUUUGCGUGAUUGCACGCUCUGGGCACGAUGGCAUUCUUCAAGGCCCAUUGACCAGAAUAACUGGACAGGACAAGCGUUCUGUACCACAACGUACCGACCGUCUACACCAGAAAGGAUAUAUUGUGAAAAAAGCUGCCUACCUCAAGAAUGGUCAGAAGACAAGCAGGCUCACUCUUCGUCGAUUUGUUAAUGAAGCACUGGCAGCGACCACUCCAUAUCCUGACGAUUCACUUACUCUGAAAGAACUUACUUUGCAGACCUUUGAUGUACUGAAACAAAAUAGCUCUGUUACCUUAGACGAGCUCGCCGCAGCAUUAAACGUGAAAGAGCCUGGUCAACGGCGUAUCCUUGGUCAGGUCGUUGACCAACUCGUCACGAAACAAUGUCUUGAGCUUACACAAGCGACAGCCGACUCCAACCACGAUGUUGGUAAACCUCAGAAAUGCUUGCAAGUCCUGCGAGAACUGGCCGAUACAGACUGGCAAACGCACGACGGAGACGACCUUGAUUUCGAGAAGACAGUCAAGCAAGCAAUCGCCACAGUAACGAUAAAACCUAGCCUCGUCGUGAACAACGCUUCUGCAUAUGAUGUAGAAGAACCAAGCAGCAGUGCAAAUUGUACCAACGAAGCUGCCCUCCGACCACGAUGGAAUCCAGACAGGCAACUGCCCAACAUUUUGCACGACUUGGCAGAUAAUGCUGGUCAUAAAGGCAUUACGAACAUAGAAGCUCGACAGCACAUCACUGGCCUUGCAGUUAGGAGAAUGUUAGAGUCGGCCCUCACACGUUUAUCUCAUGCCUCAUUACAAAGUCAGCCUCCGGCGCUUCGCAACCUAGCACUAGUCAGGUCGCACGAAACGGAAGACACGAUCUCUCGAUAUGUCCAUCGUACGUUUGCCUCCUACAAUGGUAUGGUUCAAGCUGGACAGGCAGAUUGGGCGGCUGUCACUGGCGGCAAGGAAACAAUGAAAGAGCCUACAACAAUGCUUGCAAACGAUCCUAAGUCGGGGUUCGAUGAGGAGACGUUCGGUUUCUUACGCCGCACAAAACCAAGAAUGCAGAUACAAAAUGGACAGGUAGAACUCGAAGAAAUUGUCAAACUUUCUGGUGCUAGGUCACUGGAACUGCGUGCUGGUGAAGUGAAGAUAGGCGAAACAUCCACUGGUAGUGUUGUUCUCUCUACCGUGUCGGAGAUACGGCAGCCAACCGCUCCGCGAGCAGCUAAAGCCCCAAAGCCAGCUCAGAUGCCAAAGCGUACCUAUGUCGCGAAGCCCAAACCAUUCAGGCAAAUUAGACAAGGACGACCUCGGAAGUUUGUUCGUGGCACGGAGGAAUUCUGGAGAGACAUGAUGAAACUCAAGAAAGAGCAAGAUAAGUCUGCUUUCUCUACACCUACAAACCUUGUAGGUACUACACAAGACCCUGAUGUCCUCAUGUGGUUCAAUCAGAGACCUGCCGAUUUCGAUGAUACGCUUUUGCAAGCCGUGGAACACGACUUGCCAGUACCAUCGACGCCCCAGGAUGUUAACCAAUCAUGGAUCGACAAAAUGAAGAGAUACUUGCGGAGGAACAGCUCGGGACUUCAUCUGACACCUGCAGGGGCUACGAAAGUGCUCCGGGGACACAAAAGCUUCAUUGCCACAAUUCGAUCAAGCCGUCUUUCUGAUGUUGACUUCUCCGAGUUCAGGAAGCCAGCUACAGUACUAUUCCUUUCUUCGAGCGCAGCACACACAAUUCGCUGCUAUGGUUUAGAUCCGUGGGUUAAUUCAGGCAUUUGGACGCUUAUGUGGAGGGCGAAUACAUUGAAGCGUGACUAUUCAGAGAUAGAGCUAGCGAAUGAGGGCCAGGGCUCAACGAGAGCUUCAGCUAGACCUUUACCUCAGUCUACCAAAUCCCAAGGCCGCACGUCUAGAAACAGCUCUAUAUCACAACGUGACGUUUCCUCUGAACAGGUCCUGUCCAAGGAUGCGUCAUCUGGCAAAUCAGCUAGACCGCAGAGGAAGAGGAAGCGAAAAGAGAGCACGCCUGUUGCCGAAGUCGACAAAGAGCAAGUCGACCCAGGUCCGGGAGAACCAAGAAGAAAGGUCCCCAAGAUCGUCAAUGCAACCAACGGCGUGACUUCAGCAUCAAAUGCCAACCUCGAUAUUGAGCAGACACACACUACCAACGUCAAUACGAUACCCUCUCCACAAUCAACGUUCGGUGCCAUGCUUUCUGAUAUCGUACCUCAUGGAUUGGACAACGCUCUCGUCCAUUCUUUGACCGCUGAGACGGUCAAAGACACGACAAUACCAACUGCAAGCAAAAGCACAGGUAGAGGUAUCAGCCCACGUCGCACCUGCAGAAACGACAGCAAUCAGGAGUUGGAUAUCCGAUCCUCUAUCCGUCAGCACGCUGUGGAGAACGUUUCAGAGCCAAGACCUUCGCCUGGACCCAAUGUCGCAGAUGUUGAGACGGAGAGUGCUAAGGCUGUCUCUGAAACUGUCACUUCAUCCUUGACCGAUGUGUCCUUUGCGCAGCCCCCAAAUCUUGAGAAAUCGAAUACUCAAUUGCAAAUAGAGCCGCAGGAAGGUCUGUCUGAUUUUCCUGCGAUUUCUCUACAGGAUCUACCAGAAGAACCACAAGUAGCAUCCAGCGUCUUCGCUGCUGGACCCGCAAGCUCGAUACGCGAGAAUACUCCGAGCUCUCAGCUGGCAGCGAGAAGGUCGUCGACCCCUCGGUUAAACGGUGAUAAUACCGUUCUACUAACCACACCGAGAGACGAAAGUGCCAAAAAGAAAAAGACAUAUCCAAAGCCUGCUGCGGGUCCGGGUGUCUUGACAGGUCUCAAGGCGGCACCGAUCUAUCAGAAAAUCAUAUUAGAAAUGAUUCAGCUCUGUGGUGGUGUUGCUCCUGACAGUGUGUCUGUCCUCAAAAGAGCAAUGAAAGCGACAUGUAUUGAGGCACGAGUCGACCAUAACAUGGGUGUGAAGGCGCUUAGAACUGCGAUAAACAAGUUGACCAAGGAUCGAAAGAUUAAGCACAUGAAAUUUGCCUUUCAAAGCAAUGGACAAAACCAUUUCAAAACCAUACUAGCUUUGCCAGAUAUUCAGGUUGAAGAUAGCCAAUUCAGAAAAAUGUCACAACAAAUCAGCAAAUUGCCAGUUGAUGAAGAUUACAUGCCCUCGGAACUCGAGGCUGAGUAUAAUCGGCAGCCGUCAGACAAUGGAAGGCAGGAUCUUAUCCAGGAGGAAGGUAAAGAGGUCUUCAUGCCUGCAGACCAAGCUUUACGAAGCAGGCAUGUUCGCGACGGCGAUCGUGCGGCUAGCAUUGUUUCAUCUUCUGGCCGAAGAAGUUUGUCCCCUUUACCAACGAUUACAUCCAAUACUGGAUUCCUGACUUUAAAAGUGCCGGAAAUCGGGACAAUUAGAAGUUCUACUGACUUCACCAGUCACUAUUUUAGCUUACCAGCUCAACCAGAGCCUAUUCGUUUCACGGCAGACGCCAAUGCUGCUGCCACAGAAACAGCGGCGCCACUUCCUACUUCUCUGCGAAGAAGUGGCGUUCGUAUACCUCGUAAUAGCUCUUACCAACCUGGACAGCGGAAGAUACAGUGGCGCAUACCAAAACGAACUGUGCUGCCGAAGAGUCUUAAAGCUAUUUUAUCUCAAGCUUGCCAGGAUGAUGAAGUCCACUUUGAAGACGACAGCGGAGAUCAGCUGCCAGAUGAUGGAGAACCUUCCACUCAGUCGAGCUUUCUUCACUCCAUCUGUCACGUUGGCGCUUUUGAACUUCGAAACUGGGACGAUCUGCAGGAACGAAAACCUGGACAGUGGAACUUUAUCAAUUUCAUGCUACCAAAGAAGGAAGCAAUUUACAUUCCUUGCCAAGAAGAAUUACAAUUUUACCUAGUUCAUUUCACGCUCAAUGCUGCAGGAGAAGUCCUGGAAACCGAGGAACCGCUGCCUGAACCUGCAUCGUGGGACGUCUUCUCUACAAUUGUGACGCAGGCUCGUGCCAAGCAAAAGAAGAUUGAUCAGAUCGCAGAGAAACACAAGCGCAAGCGCAAAUUCCAAGAAGUUGAAUUCGACAAUGACGAGUCGGAUUUUGCGGACUCUGAAGCUGAAGAUGUACCGAGCAAAAAAGCUCGUCGACGGACACGACCUGCUAAAGAACCGAAGCAGCGAGUAGCCCACACGGAGAACGACAAACGUAAGAUGAAGCGUGGACAUAUCAUUCCGCGAGGCACAGGAAUGAGAAAUGUGUCCAAAGAGAUGGCACAUCGAAUAUCUCUGGCCUUUGUUGUGGCAAGAGUGCUUGCUGGUGGGCUUGACAAGCACAUUGAUUUCAGUCUAGUAAAUCGCAUGGUACCUUCGGAGACCGAGGCAAUUCUGCAGGAACGCUGGAAGGUACUAGGAACAAGAUACAACAACGACAUUGAUACUUGUAUUGCCAAAUUUCAGACCAAAUACCUUGACGCUCUGGCUGACGACAAGGUACCAAUGAUUGACUACUCCGAUUUCGAGAAUAGUGACUGGAAUGGCAUCCUGAAUUGGGCUGUGGAGAAUAUCAGCACCGACAUGGAUGACGUUCUUCCGGAUCUUCCUCCGACUCGAGAGGAAUUAUUAGCAAUCAAGAACAUCGAGAUACCUGAAUCAAGACCUGUACGAAACCUUUUUAACCAGUCUCUCAGCUAUACCAUUACGUCUAAGGAGGAGGCAUGGGCAUCUGCAGUGAUGGGUAUAGUACCAAACGCUCUUCCUGACGUCGCUGGCGAAGUCCUAGAACCAAAAUUCUGCAUUGAAGAUGAUUAUACAGAUAUUGCUCUUUUUAGAGCGAGAUCAUGGGUACUUGCUGCAGUCCUAACUUCGCAGGAGGACUUCAAUUCCGUGAAGACCGCAGCGAAGCUAAACAAGCUAGCAGUGAACAAACGCGAAUUAGAGACACUGCUGAGUACUGUGACGAAGAAAAUGCAGGCUGACAAGAUUAUCGUCCGAGAACGUAGUGGUGAUGCAGUCACGACACUGAACGGCACGACAUACUCUGGUACUCAUGGCUGGAAGAUCUGUACUAAGUGGUUCGAUAAGUUUGAGUCAAACCGACACAUCUCGGCAACUAUGCUCAAAGACGCUGCACGAUACAAACUGGAAGUACUUGAUGUAGCUUUCGCUGGCGGACAGCGUGUGAUACUGGAAAAGUCGCCUCACAUCAAGGACGGCGCCAUGAUUGCAGUACUGAACCUCUUGCAUGCUGGCAUGUUGCAGAUCAAGCCUGGUUAUGAUGUGCCAGCGUCGCGAUACGGGCUCGACUACGAGGAGCAAGGCUACAAGACAAGGUCUAUGGAUCGAGAUGUUAUGUCCUUCACAACGCUAUUGGAAGCUUCACCAAGCUAUGUCUUUGGUGAUUUUAUUGCCAAAGAUCGUGCUAUACCUGGAAGUGGUCUUGCUGAAGAGGAUGAAAUGUGCUUAAUUCCAGCCUGGUUUGAUAUCAAUCAUAAAUUCCUCCCACAAAUCUGGGAAUCCAUCCUCGGAGCUGUUGUGGGAAUCAUCUCAGUUCGACCUGGCGUUUCAAGCAUCGAGAUCGUCCGAACAUUGAACUGGGCACUCUCUGUUCAUGAUCUUGAGCUCAUCGUCCAGUACAUGCUGGGCUGUAACAUUAUCGAGAAGACGUGUACAGGAUGGACUACAACGGCAUGGUGGUGGCUUGCUGUGGGUUGUGGAUUGGGACACAGCCAUGGCGUUCAAUGGAAAUUUUGA
Messenger RNA from Lithohypha guttulata, 6225 nucleotides. RefSeq lists its product as uncharacterized. Gene Ontology annotation, biological process: transcription initiation at RNA polymerase III promoter; 5S class rRNA transcription by RNA polymerase III. The record is from RefSeq and is a predicted model, not a curated record. The coding region runs from base 1 to 6225 and encodes 2074 amino acids. Gene Ontology annotation, cellular component: transcription factor TFIIIC complex. Lineage: Eukaryota; Fungi; Ascomycota; Eurotiomycetes; Chaetothyriales; Trichomeriaceae. Gene Ontology annotation, molecular function: DNA binding. The transcript has 2 exons.